CUGCAGCUGGCUCUCCAAACUAGGACUUGCUCCGCAGAGUCCGGUCCGGCAGCCAGAGCAAACUGGAGAGAGAGCCCAGGCGCCAAGGACCCCAGCCCCAACCUGCUUGUCCGCCUCUUGCCUGCCGCCUUGCCUUCCAGAUCAGCCCCUGGUAUGGAGCCUUUCUUCAGGAGGCAUUUCCAGCAGAAGGCACCCGGUCCUGGGCAGAGGCUGCAGCCGUCCAAUGGUGUGGGGCUGCCCACAGGCAAGGCUCGCCGCCGCUCUCCUGCAGGGCAGGCCUCCUCCUCGCUGGCCCAGAGGCGCCGCUCCAGUGCACAGCUCCAGGGCUGUUUCCCCAGCUGCGGGGUGGGCACCCAAGGUGCCAGCCGCAGGCGCUCCAGCACUGCACCCCCUGCCUGCAAUCCCCGCUUCAUGGUGGAUAUGGUGCCCAUCCUACAGCCUGCCAGUGUCGGGGCCCAGCUUCUGAGUGCACCUCUCCUGUUGGCUGGGCUUGUGGGCAUGAAGGAGGAGGAAGGGGCCCAGGAGGGAGAUGAGACAGCUGGGGCAUCAAGUGAUGCCAAACCGGGCACCAGGACACCAAGGCCCUCUUCGCACCAGGGCGCCUGGCCAUUGCUUCCCAUACCCCGGUGCCUGCGCAGAGCUUCCUCCCACCUGCUCCCUGCUGAUGUGGUGUAUGGCCAUACUCUUUGGGGCCUGCAUGGGCACUAUCGUCGCCUCAGCCAAAGGUGGCCCUCAGGCCAACACCCGAGUGUUGGGAGCCGAAGCCAAAGAGCCUCGGGCACUGCAUCAGGCCUCAUGAUACCUGCCCGUGCGCGCCCACUGUCACGCAGACGCCAGGUAGCUCUAAGGCGGAAGGCAGCUGGACCCCAGCCCUGGAACACCCUGCUUAUGAAAGCCAUCGCCAAGUCAGGCCUCCAGCACCUGGCACCCCCUCCUCCCACGCCUGGGGCCCCGUGUGGUGAAUCUGAGCGGCAGAUCCGGAGCACUGUGGACUGGAGUGAGUCAGCAGCGUAUGGGGAGCACAUCUGGUUUGAGACCAACGUGUCCGGUGACUUCUGCUAUGUCGGGGAGCAGUACUGCGUAGCUAAGAUGCUGCAGAAGUCAGUGCCCAGAAGAAAGUGUGCAGCCUGUAAGAUUGUGGUGCAUACCCCAUGCAUUGAACAGCUGGAGAAGAUCAAUUUUCGCUGUAAGCCAUCAUUCCGUGAAUCAGGCUCCAGAAAUGUCCGUGAGCCAACCUUCGUAAGACACCACUGGGUACACAGGCGACGCCAGGAUGGCAAGUGUCGGCAUUGUGGAAAGGGCUUCCAGCAGAAGUUUACCUUCCACAGCAAGGAGAUCGUAGCCAUCAGUUGCUCCUGGUGCAAGCAAGCGUACCACAGCAAGGUGUCCUGCUUCAUGCUGCAACAGAUUGAGGAGCCCUGCUCCCUGGGGGUGCAUGCGGCCGUGGUCAUCCCGCCCACCUGGAUCCUACGCGCCCGGAGGCCCCAGAAUACCCUCAAAGCCAGCAAGAAGAAAAAGAGAGCGUCCUUCAAGAGGAGGUCUAGCAAGAAAGGACCCGAGGAAGGCCGCUGGAGACCCUUCAUCAUCAGGCCUACACCGUCCCCCCUCAUGAAGCCCCUGCUGGUGUUUGUGAACCCUAAGAGUGGGGGCAACCAGGGCGCUAAGAUCAUCCAGUCUUUCCUGUGGUAUCUGAAUCCUCGACAAGUCUUUGACCUGAGCCAGGGGGGACCCAAGGAGGCGCUGGAAAUGUACCGCAAAGUGCAUAAUUUGAGGAUUCUGGCUUGCGGGGGUGACGGCACGGUUGGCUGGAUUCUGUCCACCCUGGACCAGCUGCGCUUAAAACCAUCGCCCCCUGUGGCCAUCCUGCCCCUGGGUACUGGCAAUGACCUGGCCCGCACCCUCAACUGGGGUGGGGGUUACACAGAUGAGCCUGUGUCAAAGAUCCUUUCCCAUGUAGAAGAGGGGAAUGUGGUACAGCUGGACCGCUGGGACCUCCGAGCAGAGCCCAACCCUGAGGCAGGCCCUGAGGAGCGAGAUGAUGGAGCCACUGACCAGCUGCCCCUGGAUGUCUUCAACAACUACUUCAGUCUGGGCUUUGAUGCCCACGUCACCCUGGAGUUCCAUGAGUCCCGAGAAGCCAACCCAGAGAAGUUCAACAGCCGCUUUCGGAAUAAGAUGUUCUAUGCUGGGACGGCUUUCUCUGACUUCCUGAUGGGCAGCUCCAAGGACUUAGCCAAGCAUAUCCGUGUCGUGUGUGAUGGAAUAGACCUAACCCCCAAGAUCCAGGACCUGAAACCCCAGUGCAUCGUUUUUCUGAACAUCCCCAGGUACUGUGCAGGCACCAUGCCCUGGGGCCACCCUGGGGAGCACCAUGACUUCGAGCCCCAGCGGCAUGAUGAUGGCUACCUCGAGGUCAUCGGCUUCACCAUGACAUCCUUGGCAGCACUGCAGGUGGGUGGGCACGGAGAGCGGCUGACUCAGUGCCGAGAAGUGCUGCUCACCACGGCCAAGGCCAUCCCUGUGCAGGUGGACGGUGAGCCCUGCAAGCUUGCGGCAUCACGUAUUCGAAUCGCCCUGCGCAACCAGGCCACAAUGGUGCAGAAGGCCAAGCGCCGGAGUGCUGCCCCGCUGCACAGCGAUCAGCAGCCAGUCCCCGAGCAGCUGAGGAUCCAGGUGAGCAGGGUCAGCAUGCACGACUAUGAGGCUCUGCAUUAUGACAAGGAGCAGCUCAAGGAGGCCUCUGUGCCUCUGGGCACUGUGGUGGUCCCUGGGGACAGUGACCUAGAGCUCUGCCGUGCCCACAUUGAGAGACUCCAGCAGGAGCCCGAUGGCGCUGGAGCCAAGUCCCCGACAUGUCACCAACUAUCCUCUAAGUGGUGUUUCUUGGAUGCUACCACUGCCAGCCGCUUCUACAGGAUCGACAGGGCCCAGGAGCACCUCAACUAUGUGACGGAGAUUGCCCAGGACGAGAUUUAUAUCCUAGACCCUGAGCUGCUGGGGGCAUCAGCACGGCCUGACCUCCCCACCCCUACCUCCCCGCUCCCUACCUCCCCCUGCUCCCCCAUACCCCGGUCACUGCAGGGGGAUGCUGCACCACCUCAAGGGGAAGAGCUGAUUGAAGCUGCCAAGAGGAAUGACUUCUGCAAGCUCCAGGAGCUGCACCGAGCAGGAGGUGACCUCAUGCACCGGGACCAGCAGAGCCGCACACUCUUGCACCAUGCAGUCAGCACUGGCAGUAAGGAAGUGGUCCGCUAUCUGCUGGACCAUGUACCGCCAGAGAUCCUUGAUGCUGUCGAGGAGAAUGGGGAGACCUGUCUCCACCAGGCAGCUGCCCUGGGCCAGCGCACCAUCUGCCACUACAUUGUGGAAGCCGGGGCCUCCCUCAUGAAGACAGACCAGCAGGGCGACACUCCCCGGCAGCGAGCUGAGAAGGCUCGGGACACAGAGCUGGCUGCCUACCUGGAGAACAGACAGCACUACCAGAUGAUCCAGCGUGAGGACCAGGAGACGGCUGUGUAGUGGAGGACACUACAGAGGACCUCUUUGCCCACCUCACUGCCACAUUCCUGUCGGAUGGCCAUGGGGGGACCCUGCCCCAGGGAAGGAGCCCCGUGCCACCCCUGAGAAGCCGCUCAGAUCUAGGGCUGGACUCUGAGGAGCUGGACUCUCACCUGUCUCUGUGUUCAUGGGGAACAGGAGAUGGGUUGGUGGAUCCCUUCGGGUAGCCUUCCCCUCACCAUGGCAGACCGAAUGGCAGGACAGAGGACUCAGCACCGACAGGAAGGCCUGUUCUCAGCAGGCCAUUUGCUAGCCACCUAGUCCUUUGGACUGCCGGGAGGCUUUGGGGUGCCUAGCCCUUCGCUCUGACCCACCCACCCAGGGCCUCCCAGAAACUAAAGAGCCUGCUGUAUUCACCUGCCCGCGGCCCUGCUUGGCACCUCCCCUGGUGAUCCUCAUGUACCCAGUCAUUUCAUUUCAGACUGUAUGGCCUGGGGUGGGGGGUGGGGCUCCCACGGUGACUUGUUUACAGCUGGGUAUGACUCAGUAAAGUGAAUUUUUUUUCCUUU
Molecule: messenger RNA, 4067 nt
Organism: Myodes glareolus (Bank vole)
Lineage: Eukaryota; Metazoa; Chordata; Mammalia; Rodentia; Cricetidae
Gene: Dgkz
Product: diacylglycerol kinase zeta
Biological process (GO): phospholipase C-activating G protein-coupled receptor signaling pathway
Cellular component (GO): plasma membrane; glutamatergic synapse
Molecular function (GO): protein binding; ATP-dependent diacylglycerol kinase activity
Source: RefSeq, a predicted model, not a curated record